UAAUUUUUAUCGAUGAUAUUAAUACUCAUGAAUAUAUUCGAUAUGAAUAAGAAAGAAUUGUACAAAAAAACACAAACUAUUGUACAAAAAAACACAAACUUAAUUUCAACUUGGUGGUCAUUCUAGAAUCGAAAGCCCUUCUCUGGUGAUUAAUUUCAAUGUAGGUGACCACAACACCUUAACUGUGAAUGAGCCGGUUACAUUUAUCCAGUCUCUACCAGGGGGACAACCUAGAAUCGAAGGUUUUGGUAUCAACAUACAUUUCACCCAUGGAAUUGGAAAUCAUCCAGCUCAAAGUAAGCUUUUAAGCCAUUCUUUAUCAUAUAUUAUUUUAGAGUCGUCCUACUGAUUUUAACUUGACUUAUCACCAGACGAGUCAGAGCAAUGCGCCGGGGCUGAGCUAGACGCUGACCUAAACGAGGCGAUGGCAAACUACGAUUAUGUUAUCUUGCUUACCUCCAAAUCUACGAUUUUAAAUGACUAAUAUUGUUGUUUACAUCCGAUGUGCCAGUACCAGUUGUCCAGCAAGGUCUCUUUCAUCCGUGCAUUGGCUAUUUAUGUGAGUUAUAUUCACAAUUUUCGUUUUGUGUAUAUGCUGAGAUUAAAGUUUCCAUCAGUACCAUAUUCACAAGGUCCUCACGAAAGUGAGUUUUUAUUUGUUGCUUUUUUUUUUGUUUUUUCUUUAAGGGAAAAUUGGAAAUAUGGAAUAAAAAGAUAAGUAGAUUGUUCCUUUGCCAUAAUAUGAAUUAUAAGUUGUCCUAAUGCCAUAAUGUUUUCUGUAAACCCAAUUAAACUCCUAAUCUAAUCUUUUAAACGUUUUUGUUAAUUUAAUUAUGUUAAUAAAAUAUUAUUAUUAUUUUUAAUUAAUUUAAUUAUUAAAAAAAAAUAUAUACAAAAGGGAAAAAAUCGACUAAAAUUUCCCCCAAGCUCGAUGAACCCUAAUUGCUGUCUCCUCCUUUGGCGAUAGAGAGAAAGGACGAUUUGAAGGGGAUCUCGCCGUCGCCGGUGUCGUUUUGGCCGGUAAUACUCCGCCGGUGUUCUUCUUCUUCUUAAUCGAAGUCUCAGAGACCUCGUCUCACUUGGCGACUCGUUCUCAAUUAAGUUGCCGAAGACCGCUGAAGCUCGUACCUCGCCGAUAACUGAACUCGUGCCUCACCGCUCCGCUCUCACUCUCUCAGCCAUAGUUUCAAGCAAACCAAUCGAUUCUCCUCAGGUUUGUUUAUGAAUUUUUUGCAUGUCUUUGUAUCUCUUACUUGAGCUUGUUUAAGAUCGAUUUUGAAUGUCAUAAGUUUCGAUUCUUUUUUCUGUGAAUUAUUAUUUAGGCUUCAAUCUUAUCAAAAUUUCCUACUUUUUUGAGCUUUGGUUAAUUUGUUUUUGUAGCAACCGAUCUCUAGUAACUCUUGUUUUAUCUUGUGAAUUAUAUUAUGAUGCAUGCGUUUAUAAAUAUUGACUGUAGUGAUUGUGUUUCUUGCAUUGUUUAUAGGUAUGACGAUUGAUCAGUUGCCUAAAUGCUUAUUCAAAGAGGGAACUGAAACACAAGUUGAGAAGGUCAACAACAGUUGUCGAACUUCCAUACUUGCGAAGGUGGCGAAGUACUGUCCAGACGAGUACAAAGAAGUGUCGGUGGAUCCGCUAUUUGCUCAGAUUGUGGCCAUUCAUGUACACAAGCUUCAGUUUUCGGCAAGAGCGAUCCACACCUUCGUUUGCAAGCAGCUUCUGUCCGCAAAGCGUUAUGAGUUGUGGUUCCAUUAUGCUAGGAGGCCUCUCAGAUUUUCAAUGCAAGAAUUCUAUGCCAUCAUAGGUUUGAAAUACAAUGACGAGCCCGACUUGGAGAUUGAUGACUGGGAAUAUGAUGGAGGGUUUUGGAGUAAGUUGCUAAGGAGACAGAAAAAUAUUUCGGUUCAGCAAAUCAGGAAGGUUCAUGUGAAGUUGUGUAAUACAUGGUCUCGUGUUGAUAGGCUGCGGUUGGUCUAUUUGUGUGUGAUUGCUGGUAUUCUUAUGGCGAAGGAUGAGAAGGUGUGGAUCCCAUACAAGUACAUCAAGCUCGUGAUGAACUUCGAGAAGAUGAGGAAAUAUCCGUGGGGUCUUCACUCUUUUGAUAUGCUGGUGAGUUCCAUUAUCAACGCUAGGGAUAAAGUGAAGACGCAAAACAGUUAUGUCGUAGAUGGAUUCUCGUAUGCACUUCAGAUUUGGUUGAUGGAAGCUGUUCCGGACAUUGGGUCUCUUUUGGGUCAGAAACUGAGAGAAGGCGUGAAAACCAUGAGGUGCAGAAAUUGGAAAGGAUCUGCUAAGAUUUCCUAUGAGGAUAUUAUUACCAUAGAGUCUAAUUUUGCUUCCACCGGAGAUGUGUUUCCAUCCAUUUCUACAUCUGGAAAUUUCAAAGACGUGAUUACUGAUGCCGAGUUUGUUCGAGUCUGUGAGAUGAAGGAUGAAAGAGUUGAUCUAAUCAUUGACAUGCAGCGAAACAAGUAUGACUGGAGUAAGCAUGUUUGGGCUUAUAAGGAAACAGUGAAACCAUUUCAGUACAGUUCUGAGGAAGAUGGUUCAGAUGAGGAAGCGGCUGUAGAGACAAGUGAAACUGAAAUUGAAGAAGAAAUAGAAAGCACCCGUGUGUCUCCUACUAAGAAGAGGAAGAACAGGUUUCGGGAUACUGGUGCGGAGUCGAGGAAGAAGAGGUUACUUUGCCAAAGAUCAACCGAGAAAUAUAGAGAUCUUGAAGAGGAAAUGAAGUCCUAUAUCCAGAGUAUGUUUAACUCUUCUUUUACUGCCUUAGGCCUCGAGGUACGCGAGAUUAUUGAAGACCGCUUUACCAAAUUAGAGGAGAAGAUCCUUUCAUCUCAGACUCAGGGUGGUGCACCUGCUAAUACUCAGACUCGUGGUACUGAUCCGUUUUGGACUCCUUCUGCUGCUGCUGCUGGUGCUGCUGCUGCUGCCACUGCUCCGGCUUCGGUUUCUGGUCGUCCUCCUGCUCCUACUCGGGCUUCUACUGAAGCUCCUGCUUCGGUUUCUACUCCAGGUCUUGCUCCUUCUCGCAGUGCGGCUUCUGCUCCUUAUCGCAGUCGAGCUUCUGCGACUGCUCACAAUGGUGGUCCUGCGAAUGCUGCGAAGACAAGGUCUCAGACAAAGGUAAACAAGAAGUAGAUCAUUUUUCAUGUCUUCGGUUGCUGUUAUAUUUUCAUGUCUUUGGUUGCUUUUCUUUUUCAUGUACUCGGUUUGCGGUUUGUAAUAUUAUUUUAAGAAUGAUGUUGUCUUUGCUGUGUGUAAUAAUUAUGUAAGGAUGAUGUUUUGGAUCAUUUGUGUGAUAUCAUUAUAAGGAUGGAAUCUUUCUUUAAAAAAUA
This is a messenger RNA of Brassica napus (rape), 3338 nucleotides long. RefSeq lists its product as uncharacterized. The record is from RefSeq and is a predicted model, not a curated record. The coding region runs from base 1486 to 3141 and encodes 551 amino acids. Lineage: Eukaryota; Viridiplantae; Streptophyta; Magnoliopsida; Brassicales; Brassicaceae. The transcript is spliced from 2 exons.